Messenger RNA from Bombus huntii, 3481 nucleotides. RefSeq lists its product as uncharacterized. Gene Ontology annotation, biological process: synapse organization. NCBI's taxonomy places the organism in Eukaryota, Metazoa, Arthropoda, Insecta, Hymenoptera, Apidae. Gene Ontology annotation, cellular component: neuron projection membrane. Bases 1 to 1791 code for a protein of 596 amino acids. The record is from RefSeq and is a predicted model, not a curated record. The transcript is spliced from 8 exons.
AUGACCGGCUGGAGAAUGCGGCCGACCGCAUCGGCGCUCGGCGUCGUCGCCAUUGUCUCCAUCAUGAUCACUGCCAUGCCGUCUGAAGCGGACAGCGGCGCCAUCGAGCCCAGCAUCAAUCAUUUCGGAGUGGACGAGGAGGACCAUCGUAUCCAGGAGGACGAAAGGAUCGCGAACCAGACCGUCGCCAGCGAUCUAACCGCGGUCGUGUUUCGAGUGCAUGUCAACGAUACUAACAACGAAACUCCAGUAACCAAAACUAUCCACAGCUUUCUCACCGAUCACGAGAACCUCGUGAACGUAUCGCGAAUGGACGAAGUUAGCGUCGCGGAAUUGCAAAGGGAUCAAAGUAACCUGUUAUCCGUCACGGUGUCACAGAACGAUGUUCACGAGCCACAACACAAUCCAUUGGGAUCAGACGCAAAGUCGGCAGAGCGCAACAGUUCUGAAAACAAAGUGGAACACGCGAACAAUGAUUUCGUCUCGUCGACUCGGCCGAAUCGAGGAGAAAUCGCGUCAAGUAUCGUUCCUUUGGAGAUCCGGUCACCUGGUUCCAAGAAUGACGACUACUUGCACGGCGUCCAGGUAGACGAUGAGGAUCUGUCGAACGUGGUAGAGCACGAGGACGAGUUAAUAGAUGGUUCCAACGUGGACAAAUCUCGCAGAGAAAACUCGAUUAGGUUUACAACCGUGUCAAUCCGUGAGACCAUCGUCACGGAGGUGAAAUCGAUCGAGCAGAAGAACGUCGAUGACAUCAGAGCGAUCUCGUUCCAAGUACCUGCAAUUGACAAAGAAGCAGAAGACGCGGACAAGCGACAACAGGAUAACGAACACCCAAGAAACGUCAUGGAAUCAAGGAAGGAUCAAUCCAGGCCGAUGAACAACCUGCUGUUGGCGGGUGGUAAGUCGACGAAGGCGUUUUACGAGAUCAAACCGUCGAUCAAAACCGAGAUGGAGCCCGAUCAGCUUAACCCUAGCGGCACUCAGCGACCCUUGCCCGGUAGGAAGUUCGUGCUACCAAGCGUCGACAGCGCCUUUGGCAAGUUCGGGCCUUACUUCGAAGACGGCGAUCAGGAGAUAAACAUCACUGCCAGAAUAGGCAGCACUAUGCUGCUCGACUGCAAAAUCGGCAUGCUUGGUAACAAGGAGGUGACGUGGGUGCAGCAGCCAAGCAAGGACUCGUUUCGACUACUCACGGUCGGUAGGAUCCUGUACAGUGCGGAUCAGCGGAUCAGCCUCAACUUCCGAUACCCGAGCAAUUGGAGAUUACAAAUCCAGUACGCAACUACGCGGGAUUCCGGCUUAUACAAGUGUCAAGUUGCAACGCAUCCGCCGCUGGUUAAAACGAUUAACGUCGUCGUCACGGCACCGGAAUUGACAAUAACCGACGAUUCCGGCCGAGUGGUGUCCAAGGAGAGGCACCUGAAGGCGGGAAGCGUUCUCAAACUCAGAUGCGAGGCCAGAGAUGUUAUCGAGUCUCUGAAGGAGUCUGUCAUUUGGACCAGGGGAGAUGAAACACUUACCGAAGACGUUAGUGAAAACAGGACGACGGAAAUCUUAGCUGGGAAGGAGGUCCUUGUGAUAGUUAGCACGCUGAUCGUGGAGAGGGCCAGUCCAAGGCAUGCCGGAAAUUACAGCUGCGUUGUACCCGGGAAGGCCAAGACAACCGUUGCAGUACAUGUGCUUAACGGGGAGUUACCAGCCGCGGUGCACGACGGUAACGGAGUCUCCAGGGCGUUUCUCAACCUGUGGCUAAUUCACUUAACGAUGAGUUACGUUUUUUCCAGAUGACAAUACUAAGGUUAUCGCAACUGCGCCAAGACAACCACCGGCGGUCAGACAUGAAUUUCACGGCUGGAAGCAACAACAUAAUAUCGCGUGUCGUUGGUGAGAUUAAUUAAUCACGGACUAAGCACCGGUCACGAUAAUCGAUUCUCAGGAUCAACGAUAGAUCGUCGAUCUGCCUGAUCGAUCUGAUCUUUACGAACACCGGUGAAACAAAAAAACAUCGUUUUUACCUUUAAUAAUAGAAUUUCCUUUUUCGGUCGAUCGAUUUGAUCAGUAGCUCAUCCUCGAAAAAAUCGGCGAUCGUUUCGACGAUAAUUAUUCGCGAGUUAACUUAAAAUCGUGUAAAAAAAAAAGGAUUAAAAUCGUUUUCUUUCGCUGGAGAAAUAUCGCCGUUAUAAAGUGGGCCAUUAUUGUACAGAUCUAAUUUAGAUGGACGCUCUAGACAGUGCGUAAAAAGUCUUUAAGAUUAUUUGUAGUUCGUUGUCCCGAUGACGAGGAACAUCGGAUGUAGGAGAAUAAUGAACGACGGAACAUAUGGAAUGUUGAAAUCAAUGGAGAAAAGUUGGUGCUGUUUGGAAUGUUGCGUCGAUAGUGGUUAUCAAAGAUUUAUCGCUCGUUACUGAAAGGAUAGCUGAAGCGUAUUGAAUCGAGAACGAUGUUGAUUGAAAAAACGAGUAUUACGGUUAGAUGCAUUGCACGCUGAAUUCCUUAGAAUUCCGAUUAUAUUUCCUUCAUAUUGAUCGUACUGUAUAUAUUGAUACUUAUCAAUAUAUAUAUGUCGGGUUAACAUUAGAAUUUAGGGCGCGUACCAAUUCUUCGUUUGGAUUAGCCAUCGGUUUACAAAGCAGAGAUUAUAUUUACACGUCUAUACAAGUUUAACGAAUAAUAUGUUUUACGAAUAUUUUUUUUAUUGAACGCGUUUUAUUGAACGCUAUUAACGAUAUCCUUGGGUUCAAGCGAAUCCACGGUCAACGGGAUAACUCUUUACUAUGCGUACAAUAAUUUUAGGCACAAAAUACGAUUGCUGAGACGCUCGGUAUAAACUGCUCGAUGUGUCAUCCUCCAAGGCGAUCGCACGAAGCAUAAACUGAUGGAAAUUUUCCUCGCUGUACGAUUGCAUUUUUUUUUGUUAUAUACUCGUUGGAAGCAACGAAAGAGCUCCAAACGCCGUUGCUAGGCAGUUUCUGUCUGAAGUUUGACUAUUAAUACAAUGUAUGUCCCGUUAUAUCGACACGUCCAAGGUACAAUCCCAUGUGGCCAGGCCCGUUCUUGAGGCCGUAUGCCGCCACAACCACACUACAGACAUCCAAUUCAGCAAGAAUACAACUAUCUGGCAUUUUCCUCGAUCUGUCGUGAAUGUAUUUAUAUGCUCGUUUACCAUCUAAUGUUUUUAAGAUAUAUACCUAUCUCCUUCCAAAAUCUCUGCUAUUGCGAAAGGAGCUCUAAAUUUCGGAUCUAAUUUAGUUUGAUUUCUUUCCUCAUUUUUGCGUAAUACGAAAUCACCGAGGUUAAACCUAACCACUUUAGCUUCAGUUUUAUGGAACCCAUCUUUAUCAUACUUAGAAUUAGUUUCUAUUUCUUUUAUUGCCCGUCGUCUCACAUUGGAGAUAUCUACUUCUUUUUCUUCGAUGUCAUCGGGUAGCAAUAAGUCGUAUGGUCUCGCCAUUCUGCCGAUUAGUAGUGUUCCAAUGGG